AUGGGUAUAUACAACAAGCUUGCAGACGACAUCAAUGAGGUAGAUGUCAUCAUCGCUGGAGGCGGUACAGCGGGUUGUAUCAUAGCCGGUCGACUUGCUGAAGAUGACCCCUCCCUCUCUAUUCUCGUAAUCGAAGGGGGCGCGAACAACAAAGAUGUCGCCAGCGUUGUCAACCCCGUUUUCUACCUGCAGAACCUACUGCCUGCCACCAAGACCGCUCUCUUCUACAAAGGAAACAAGUCGAAGCAGCUAGCCGAUCGCGAACCCAUUGUACCUUGCGGUGGUACCUUGGGCGGAGGCAGUUCAAUCAAUUUCAUGAUGUACACACGAGCACAAAGAUCGGACUUCGAUAGCUGGAACACACCUGGCUGGUCAGCUGAGGAAAUGUGGCCGCACCUAAAGAAGCUAGAGACCUACCACGGGCCCGGAGCGAAAGAGCACCACGGCCACAGCGGACCAAUCCAUGUCUCAGACGGAGGUUAUCGCGCAAAGGCUGCUGAAGACGACUUCAUAAGCGCAGCUGAGAAGGUCGGCUACCCUGAGAUCGAAGAUCUGCAGAACCUGGACGAUAACAACGGUAUUGCGCGAUGGCAACGCUACGUCUCACCAGAGGGCAAACGCCAAGAUACCGCACACACAUAUCUCCACCCGAAGCUCGAAGAUGAGCGGUAUUCCAACCUUCACGUUCUCGUCGAAUCGAAGGUGGUGCGCGUGCUGUUCGACGAGAACAAACGUGCCACUGGUGUCGAAUACACACCAAACCCAGAGUUCCAAGCUGAAAUCGGUCUGAGCAUGCAUCCUGUGAAGGCUGUGAAGGCUCGCAAGUUGGUCGUCGUCACAUCUGGUGCUUGCGGUACACCACCCAUUCUCGAACGUUCGGGUUUGGGCUCCAAGGAGAUCCUCGAACGUGCUGGUGUACCUCUUGUGGAAGAGUUACCUGGUGUAGGAAAGGAUUACCAAGACCACCACCUCCUUCUCUACCCCUACAAGACUGCCCUAGCGCCCGACCAAACCAUCGAUGGCAUCCUCAGCGGACGUGCCGACGUUGCCGAGAUGAUGAAGAACAAAGACCCUAUGCUAGGCUGGAACGGCAUCGACAUAUCCUCCAAGCUACGUCCUACCGAAGAAGAAGUCACUUCCCUCGGACCAGAGUUCCAAGAAGCGUGGAAUCGCGACUUCAAGGAUGCGCCAAACCGUCCGCUGAUGCUGUGCGGUCUGGUGUCUUGCUUCCUGGGCGACCCAGCAAGCAUACCUGCGGGCCAGUACGUCACAGCGGGUAACUACACCGCGUACCCCUACUCGCGCGGACACAUGCACAUCACCGGUCCAAAGCACGAUGACCCACUAGAUUUUGACGUGGGCUUCUUCAAUGACAAAGACGACAUCGACCUCAAGAAGCAAAUCUGGGCGUACAAGAAGCAACGCGAGAUCUUGCGACGUACGAAGUUCUACCGUGGCGAGCUGGCUGCGGGCCAUCCAAAGUUCGCUGCCGAUUCUGCGGUCGCCCUACAAGAGAAUGUCGAAGGUCCUCUGGAAGAUGUUAAGGACUUGGUCUACAGCAAGGAAGAUGAUGCUGCCAUCGAGCAGUGGCUACGAGAGAACGUCAACACAACGUGGCACUCGCUUGGCACGUGCAAGAUGGCGCCGAGAGAGGAGGAUGGUGUCGUUGAUUCCUCCUUAAACGUGCACGGCGUCAAGGGUUUGAAGAUUGCGGAUCUCAGUAUCCCUCCGGAGAAUGUGGGUGGUAACACGAACAAUACGGCACUUGUCAUUGGUGAGAAGGCGGCGGAUAUCAUCAUUAGUGAACUACGGGGAAGCGCCGGUACUCCGUAG
Molecule: messenger RNA, 1833 nt
Organism: Alternaria ventricosa
Lineage: Eukaryota; Fungi; Ascomycota; Dothideomycetes; Pleosporales; Pleosporaceae
Exons: 2
Coding region: 1-1833 (610 amino acids)
Molecular function (GO): flavin adenine dinucleotide binding; oxidoreductase activity, acting on CH-OH group of donors
Source: RefSeq, a predicted model, not a curated record